Messenger RNA from Pomacea canaliculata, 1482 nucleotides. RefSeq lists its product as uncharacterized. The coding region runs from base 254 to 736 and encodes 160 amino acids. The record is from RefSeq and is a predicted model, not a curated record. NCBI's taxonomy places the organism in Eukaryota, Metazoa, Mollusca, Gastropoda, Architaenioglossa, Ampullariidae. The transcript is spliced from 3 exons.
ACAGUAUUUACCAGUCACGUGACUGACUUAUGUUCGAAACCUUAAUUGAAAUGCGAAUUAUUAUUAUCAAGCAGUUAAAAAUAGAGAUUGAUUGACUGACUGAUUGAUUGACUGAUUGAUUGACUGAGCCUUCUCUACGUGCAGGGCCUCACUGUGGCCGUUCAAACUCAGGGACUCCAUUGCAAGCCUGUACGCCGAUCCAAAUUACCCCAAGCAUCCACCGAACACCGUGGUACCCGACUACACCUGCGCGAUGCACUCCAAAUACGCAUGUCUGAAGGACGCCAUUUUACACCAACCACCUCUUGUGACGUCAGACUACGUGGCCUGGAUAGACAUCGGCUAUUUCCGUGACCUGGAGGGCGAUAAUAAAGAGUACUGCCUUCUCCUCCCGCCAUCAGUGACCAAGAGCGCAGUGCUGUUUAACCAGCUGACCGUGCCCGAUUUCUCCCUCACACCUCAUGACAUUUUCUACAAAAACUUUGUCUGGGUGGGCGGAGGGAUGUUCGUAGCUGCGCGUGACGUGAUGCUGAAGUUCUGUGACGAAUAUCAAAGGGCAGCAACCUUUUUUCUCACUCAUCGUCAGCUCAGCUCCACGGACCAGCAGACGCUGUACGCUUCUAUGACGUAUGAAGGUCGGCGUGACGUCAACUUGACGGUUGACAUUCAGGUGGAGCCAGGAGAGCAUGACUGGUUCGAUCUGGGAUUAUCCGUCCUUCGUGAAAUUGACAGUUGAUCCCUACUCUACUAGAAACUUUAGUCUGGAAACUAUGGAAAUACAUCUGGAAGAAGGUUGAGAUCUGAAAGCUACGUGCAGUAACCUUUCAUCAUCAUCGUCGUCGUCGUCGUCGUCCUCAAGAGUCACCAGAGUCAAGAGUCCUCAGUCAUGAUCGUCGUCGAACCCUGGCAAGCAGGAUGUAUGUGCUUGAUGACCGCUGGGCCACUGAGUGCUAGGGUUUCUAGAGGAUUAGCUGAUGUGAAGAUAAGAAUUUUUAUGGCUUUUCAAGUCGAGUGGCAGUCGCCACUUCAGUAUUUAUGAUCAGGGUGCAAAUCUAGUCCGGCACUGUACACAGGAGAGACAGAGAAAUGUAAAAAAGUGGAAAAAUACUGUUGACAAAUUGGUUCAUAUGAUUAAAUAUAAAUCAAUGUUUGUUCUCCAGAGGAAAUCCGUCCUCGUCUUGGGAUGUUGAACCCGUCUUCACUUAUUUAUGACUCCAGGGGAAAUAACCGUGUACUUUUGUGCCAAUGGAUUAUCUCCCUUUUUGUAGGUUAUUGCUAUUCUACAACAAUUUUUGUGUUGUGAUGUGCAAAUGUUUGUAUUUUUAGGGGCUUUUCGAGGAAACUAGUGCCUUGCUAACUGCUAGCUGGACAUCUAUGAUCUCGGCUGCCAGGCAGUCAAACCUCUCGAUUCCAAAGGUUUUUCGAAGACUAAGAAAGUUUUUGCACAGUGAAGUGUUCGCUAAAAUAAAAUCCUUUCAGCUA